Impatiens glandulifera is the source of this 1335-nucleotide messenger RNA. RefSeq names its product serine/threonine-protein phosphatase PP1 isozyme 9. Gene Ontology annotation, cellular component: cytoplasm; nucleus. The coding region runs from base 153 to 1112 and encodes 319 amino acids. NCBI's taxonomy places the organism in Eukaryota, Viridiplantae, Streptophyta, Magnoliopsida, Ericales, Balsaminaceae. The record is from RefSeq and is a predicted model, not a curated record. The transcript has 4 exons. Gene Ontology annotation, molecular function: protein serine/threonine phosphatase activity.
AUAAAGUGAAAAAUAGAAUUGGAAUUAUUUGAAACAGAGAGAAAGAUGAAUCAACAAUUCUUCUUCUUAUUAUUAUUAUAAUAUUGUUUAAUUCUUCUUCUUCUUCUUCUUCUGAUGUUUGACAAAUUUGAAGAUUGUGAUCGGCGAAUUCAAUGAGUACAAUGGAGGGGACGAUGGAUCAAACCGUAUUAGAUGAUAUUAUACGUAGGCUUCUUGAAGGUAAAGGAUCCAAACAGGUUCAGCUCUCUGAAAGCGAGAUCCGCCAACUUUGUGUUAAUGCUCGUCAAAUCUUCCUUUCUCAACCCAACCUUCUUGAGCUCCGCGCCCCCAUUCGUAUCUGUGGUGAUAUACAUGGACAAUAUCAAGAUCUCUUGAGGCUAUUUGAGUUUGGCGGUUACCCACCUGCUGCAAACUACCUAUUCCUCGGGGAUUAUGUAGAUAGGGGAAAGCAAAGUUUGGAAACAAUAUGUUUACUAUUGGCUUACAAGAUCAAAUAUCCUAACAAGGUGAAUCUUCUAAGGGGAAAUCAUGAAGAUGCAAAAAUAAACAGGAUAUAUGGAUUUUAUGAUGAAUGUAAGAGAAGAUUCAAUGUUAGGCUAUGGAAGAUAUUCACAGAUUGCUUCAAUUGUUUGCCUGUAGCUGCACUUGUUGAUGAUAAGAUUCUUUGCAUGCAUGGAGGUCUAUCUCCAGAGCUACAUACUAUAAAUCAGAUCAAAGAACUUCCUAGACCUACGGAAAUUCCAGAUGGUGGUCUUCUUUGUGAUUUGUUGUGGUCUGAUCCUCAUCCUAAAAUUGAUGGUUGGUCUGAUAGUGAUCGAGGAGUUUCAUGCACGUUUGGUGCUGAUAUUGUUGCUGAAUUUCUUGAUAAGAAUGAUUUGGAUCUUAUUUGCCGCGGUCACCAGGUGGUUGAGGAUGGAUAUGAGUUUUUCGCGGAAAGAAGGCUAGUGACCAUAUUUUCGGCUCCAAACUACGGUGGAGAAUUUGAUAACGUUGGGGCGCUAUUGAGCGUAGACGAGUCGUUAGUUUGCGCAUUUCAGAUACUCAAAGCAGAUGUGAAGCCAGGCACAAGUUCUAAGCCUCUUAAGAAGCCUCCAAAAAUUGGGAAGGCCUAAACAUGUUAUAUUAGGAAGGAAGGAAAAGCACAACAGUACCUCCACAAUCCCUUGAAGAAAUUACCUUAGAAAAUAUAUAUAAGUAAGAAUUUCACCCCUUUAAAAUAACUUGUCGCGAUGAUUUGUAUCUUAUCUGAUGUAUUAAUUUCUCCUUUUCGAUUUGCUCUUGAUUUUCAAUUUAUCAUUACUAACUUUUCAAUUUUUGUUCAAGUAUAAUUGUAAA